CAAAACUGGUGCUUUCAACUUCUACUCUGCAAUGACUUAAAGUCCUGUGGAUAUGAAGGAGAAAGCAGAAUAGCGUAUCUUAUCUGUUUUAUUGCCUGCUAUGGGAGAUAAGACCUGUGUGAGUUUUUUACUCAUUUUAUAAUCUGAAGAACAAGGCCAGAGGCAACCUGUGUCCAGCCGGUGAUUCACCACAGGACUUGAACCCAGGUCUCUCGUCUCUUGCUCCCUGCCUAUCCCAUCUCGUUGCUUAAAGGUUUCCUGAGAGCCCAGCUGGGCACUGACAGUGCUCUGUACUUCCAGGGGCUUGAAAGAGGGCACACACAAACUGCAGUGCCUUGCCAGGAGGGCAGGUGGCAUGGGAACUUGUCCUAUUCUAAAGGAACAUUCAGUCCUGAGGAUAGCAAAAGAUAACUGAAAGCAUUAGUUAAAGGUGGGUUUGUCCCCCUUAUAAUCUCUUGAAACACGAAAACCAGUGGCAAAAGGGUUUGUAAAGCUCAAAUGAGAUAAAUGUGAAAGUGCUUUGUAAACUGUAAAGUGCUGUGCACAUGAUAUUCUGAGCAUCUUUGAAACAAAGAGCAUGUUGUUAAUAGCCAUUUACCAGAGAAGAGUAACAGUCUAUCGGGCCAUGAGGGAAUUGCUGACUGCCAUAGUGGGAGGUCUCCUGAGCCUGGAAAACACCCUGUACCCUGAUAACUCUUUUGUAUCUGUCAGCAAGGCUCAGGGCAUCAAUGUUUCCUUUCCAAUGUUGCCAAUGAGCAUCUCUGUGUCUCUUUGUCCCAGGCCUCAAGGCUGGCUGAGUAGCUGGCUGCCGGCUUGGCGCCCCACUUCGAUGUCUCAAUUGAAGAAUGUGGAAGCCAAGAUCCUCCAGUGUCUCCAGAACAAGUUCCUGGCCCGGUAUGUGUCUCUCCCAAACCAGAACAAGAUCUGGACGGUGACCGUGAGCCCCGAGCUCAGGGACCGCACCCCUUUGGUGAUGGUGCAUGGCUUUGGGGGUGGCGUGGGCCUCUGGAUCCUCAACAUGGAUUCACUGAGUGCCCGCCGCACACUGCACACGUUUGAUCUGCUUGGCUUCGGGAGAAGCUCCAGGCCAACAUUCCCGAGGGACCCAGAAGGGGCCGAGAAUGAGUUUGUGAUCUCAAUAGAGACGUGGCGGGAGACCAUGGGGAUCCCCAGCAUGAUCCUCCUAGGGCACAGUUUGGGAGGAUUCCUGGCCACUUCUUACUCUAUCAAGUACCCUGAAAGAGUUAAACACCUCAUCCUGGUGGACCCAUGGGGCUUUCCCCUCCGACCAACUGACCCCAGUGAGAUCCGUGCACCCCCAACCUGGGUCAAGGCUGUGGCCUCUGUCCUAGGGCGUUCCAACCCACUGGCUGUUCUUCGAAUAGCUGGGCCCUGGGGGCCUGGCUUGGUGCAACGAUUCCGACCAGACUUCAAGCGCAAGUUUGCAGACUUCUUUGAAGAUGAUACUAUAUCAGAGUAUAUCUACCACUGCAACGCACAAAACCCCAGUGGUGAGACGGCCUUCAAAGCCAUGAUGGAGUCCUUCGGCUGGGCCCGGCGCCCCAUGAUAGAACGAAUUCACUUGAUUCGAAAAGAUGUGCCCAUCACCAUGAUCUAUGGGUCCAACACCUGGAUAGACACCAGCACAGGGAAAAAGGUGAAGCUGCAGCGGCCGGAUUCCUAUGUCCGAGACAUGGAAAUCGAGGGUGCUUCGCACCACGUCUAUGCAGACCAGCCACACAUCUUCAAUGCGGUGGUGGAAGAGAUCUGUGACUCGGUUGAUUGAGCUGCUCUCACUAGAGGAAGCGGAGAAAGCCAGAGAGUCGCUCUCACCUCCCUGGCUGCUUACUCACCCUCUGUCCUUUCCUCACCAACUAACAUGUGCCAGCCAGUCAGAGCCUUGGGCUGUUCCCAAGGCAAGAAUGCAGUGAAAAGUACUCCUGACCCCAGGCUGAGGGCUGGAGGCAGAAGCUCCAACGAGGCCUUGAGCUUCCCACCCCCGGGGAGGAACAUAAAGGGUCACUUGGUGCCACCCCAUUCUCUUCAUGCCAAGCGCUACCCAGAUAGUGGUUGUGAGGGUCUGUACGGAACCACGUCCCCUCCCUGCCAAAGGGAGGCCAGCCUCUCUAGCCCUGGACAAAGCAGAGGCCCCCACAGUCUUUCCUAGCUCUGGAACAUUUCUGGGGGUAGGUUCCACAGAAGAACUUCCUCCUCCUCCACCUCCUUGCCCCUCCCGUGCCAGUGUCCAAGGUAUGGUUGGGACCAGUUCCCACGGAGCUACCAAGAGCAGGUUCUGGAGAGCCCCUUGUUCUUCAGAGUCUCUCCCAUGACCUGAGAGGUCAUAGCCAAAGCCCUCGUUAGCAGAUGAGGAGCAGGCCAGGGCAGGACAUGGCCGGCCCAUGGUGAUAUAGCUCUGUUCCAGAAAAGCUCAGGCUAGAACCCAGGUCCGCUGACACCUGGUGAUGGUGCAGACUCCAUUUGCAAAGGUUCGAGGCAGGCACCAUUGCCAUGGGGUAACUGGCCAAGGGUAAGCCCAUCCCUGCCCACAUUCCAGCCCCAUUGCACAGGGGUGCUGUGGUCCCGCCCUGUGUCUCAGCCCUGGCUGCCUAAGCCAGGAACACUCAAGUGCUUCCUUCCCUGCCCACUCUUCCCCCAACCGGGAGGCCUCUGGGCCUCCCUCUGUGCCUUGGGCCCUGAAGCCCCUCCUGUAGUACAGAGCAAAGGUGGCCCCUGGUGGGGAGAGGAGGGAAAGGCUCUUCAGCCCAGGGCCAGCUCUGGAUUCCCUUGCCCCCGGCAAGAUUUUUCUUCCUGUUCCCAGAGCUGAGGCCACCUGGAGCCCCUGCCCAUGGUCCAGUGGGGAGUCUCAUGCCAGCAGUUUCCUGUCCUCAUCAGCCACAAGAUGGUUCUCACUGCCUGGCCCUCUACCCCUGCCACCUGUCCUCCGUGGUCUCCAGUUCAUCCCGCUCAACCCACCUGUCAUCCUCUCCAAGGACUGGUUCCAGGUGCUCCUGCGAGGUUCCGGGCAGCCGGCUGGACCUGGCCCCAGAACCAGGACAGCUCCUGCCUGCUCCUUCUCUUUUGUAAAGCCAACCCUUUCACCAAAAUAGUAUUAACUCACCGUGCUUUGUACUACUGGUCCAGCUGCCUUGGGCUCUUUUUCUACAUUAAUAAAGAAAUGAGUAAAAACUG
Molecule: messenger RNA, 3189 nt
Organism: Myotis daubentonii (Daubenton's bat)
Lineage: Eukaryota; Metazoa; Chordata; Mammalia; Chiroptera; Vespertilionidae
Gene: ABHD4
Product: abhydrolase domain containing 4, N-acyl phospholipase B
Biological process (GO): lipid homeostasis; phosphatidic acid biosynthetic process
Cellular component (GO): mitochondrion; lipid droplet
Molecular function (GO): phosphatidylcholine lysophospholipase A1 activity; lysophosphatidic acid acyltransferase activity
Source: RefSeq, a predicted model, not a curated record